Molecule: messenger RNA, 2547 nt
Organism: Colletotrichum lupini
Lineage: Eukaryota; Fungi; Ascomycota; Sordariomycetes; Glomerellales; Glomerellaceae
Product: flavin containing amine oxidoreductase
Exons: 5
Coding region: 1-2547 (848 amino acids)
Biological process (GO): amino acid catabolic process
Molecular function (GO): L-amino-acid oxidase activity; polyamine oxidase activity
Source: RefSeq, a predicted model, not a curated record
AUGGCACCUCCAGAGUCCCCUGAUACGACUCCAAAAGUCUGCUAUAAAUACAUAUGGGCCGAAUUCGUCGCCCAGUGGAAGCUCGAGAACGACCUUGAAGCAUCGAAGAACGGCUAUGCUGAUCUUGUAGACACUAAUGGUCUGAAGCCGGAAGCCGAGACCGUCUCCGGAUUGGCCGAGACCCUCAAACCGGUUACCGGUGGCGGCGUCAUCCCCCAGAAGCCGGGGCACUUCAACGUCGGUAUCGUUGGCGCCGGCACGGCUGGACUAUUCACAGCUUUGGCCAUUGACUGGAUCAACGACACCAUCGCAAAAGAGAAGGGACCUGAGCACCUUAAAAUCACCUACGAAAUCUUGGAGGCUUCAGAUGAAGAACGAUUCGGCGGCAGGCUCUAUACUCACCGCUUCAGCAAGGAUGGCGUGCACGAUUACUACGAUGUCGGAGCCAUGCGUUUCCCUAGGAACGCGGUCAUGGACAGAACCUUUAGCCUUUUCAAGAUGUUGGACAUUAAAGAGGGUAAAUUGGGCGAUCGCACGCAUGUCGACGAUCCUCCACGACUGAUCAAGUAUUACCUGAACGAUGACGAAAAUGUUUGUCCAACGCUCUUCAAUAACGUCCGAAAGGUCGGCAAUCCGUACCCGAAGGGUUCAACAGAGAAAGAUCCUUUUGCACUCAAUGUGGGCAUUGCGAAAAACAAGCAAAUUCCAGAGAAUCUUCUGCAAACUAGCCCAGGCGAGCUUUUCGAGGAAGCAAUCGGGAUUUUCAUUGUAUACAUCAAGAAGUAUCUCGAUGCCUACAUCGACAAGAAGACCCCAAUGCCUCGCGCAGCUGAGGAGAAGCUCUGGAAAAUCCUGAUGAAGUGUGAUAAGAUGAGUGUCCGACAGUUCUUACGCACGAAGGGGAAAGUUCCCGGCUUUCCCAAGGAACCCGACGUUCCCCACGGCCCAGGCUUGAGCUACAAUACCAUUCAAUGGUUGGAGACUGCCACUUACGGCACUGGCUGGUAUGAUCAAAGUCUGACCGAGGCCGUUCUGGAGAGUAUCGACUUUUACAUCACCAACGAUCCCGCCAAGGUUAACGAUAAUUGGUUUUGCAUCGACGGCGGCGCUCAGAAGAUUGCGGAAGAGAUGCGCAAGAAGAUAAAUAACCAAUCGGCCAUCAAAUUCAACACCCAGGUCGUGGGCAUGGAUGCUAACUUGCAACUGAACAAGCGAGUGACCAAGUCUAUGACUGUGAUGCUUCGCGACAGUAUCACUGGCGAAUCUUUGCCUUCAAAGGACUACUUCACGGUGUUCAGUUCGGCAACAUUGGGGUCGAUGAACCGAAUGGAUCUUUCCAAAGCUGGUCUGCUCUGGGAUACCAAGCAAGCCAUUCGCUGCUUGGGCUACGGAGCUUCUUGCAAGGUCGGCAUUAAGUUCAAGACGCCCUGGUGGCAGAAGGAGCCGUACAACAUUGACCAAGGUGGCCUUGCCCGUACGGACCUGGCUCCUCAGGUCUGCGUCUACCCUUCCUAUAACAUCAACAAGGAUGUCGAUCCAAGGGACGAGCCUGCAGUUCUUCUCGUCUCCUACACUUGGGGACAGACAGCCCAGCGCCUGGCUAGUCUUAUUGCGUCGAAGCCGCGCGGCAAGUCCAACGCGGACAUACUCAAGGAAGAGGCUGAGCUGAAACAAGUGAUGCUCCGAGACCUCGCUUUUCUCCACACUGAAGACCAUAACAACAAGGAGAAACUCGAUGACACUUUGAAGAUGCUCAAUGAGCAGUAUGUGGAACACCACGCUUACGACUGGUACCAUGAUCCCCACAUGGCUGGAGCAUUCGCCUACUUCGGCCCUAGCCAGUUCAGCGAGCUGUACCCGGCCAUCACCAAGCCUAACGCAGGUGGUCAACUGUACUUCGUCGGCGAAGCAGCCUCUGCACACCACGCCUGGGUUGUCGGGGCGCUCGAGAGUGUUGUGCGCGCACUCUACCUGAUGUUUGAUGCUCUACACCAGGGCAGUAGGAACGACCCCAAGAUGAAGGACACAUACGAGGCAUACAAAUGGGCCAUGGACCUUCUCGAGUUCGGUUACAUCAAGGACCACACAGCCAAGGGGGUGAAGUCUGCAACCACAACUGCCCGUCCCAGUCCCCUCCCAUUUUUCCCGCUGCCCGCAGAGAUGCCUCGGCGCCGCAGGAAUUUUGAUCACCUAAACCUCGAUGAGCCUGACGAUUCUAGCGACAAGGGCGACUUCAAGGCAACAAGUGCUAGGUCUGCGACGGCUUCCGAAAGGCCUCAUGACCUUUUGGUCACUGAGAGUGCUCGGUUCGACGCCUUUUCUCAACCUUCCGCUGGAAAGAGCGUAGAGACAGCCAGUUCUCCGACCAGAGGGGAAUUCUCAGAUCAUCCUGCCAUGAAGGGUACUGAAGAGGUGCCGCUCACGUAUGGCGCCGCUCUUGUUGCUCUUAGUACGGUCGAGUCGGUUAUAUCGACUUUGGCCGAACUAACGGAAGAGGAAUUGAAGGAUCAGUUACAGAAGAUAUCGAAUGAGACGGCAUCUGCGUAG